Molecule: messenger RNA, 2304 nt
Organism: Aspergillus pseudonomiae
Lineage: Eukaryota; Fungi; Ascomycota; Eurotiomycetes; Eurotiales; Aspergillaceae
Product: RAD52 DNA repair protein RADC
Exons: 6
Coding region: 196-1941 (581 amino acids)
Biological process (GO): DNA recombinase assembly; double-strand break repair via single-strand annealing; double-strand break repair via homologous recombination
Cellular component (GO): nucleus
Source: RefSeq, a predicted model, not a curated record
GUUUGGAUGGAUGGGCCUAACUCCCAACAAAUAGUACUAUAUAUGGAAUCACGUGGUAUCGCGACAGCCGGAUUCCGUCACGCGUCGGGCUGCUGACCUUCGGCCUAUCGUCAUGAUCUCCCACUGUACACCACACGCAUCGGUGUAUUCCAAUGAUACCCUUUCUUAACUAGUGUAACAUUUAUAUAACUCUUAAUGAUGCCCGCUGUUGGCGACCAACAUCGAGGCAACCCGACAUGCAUCAUGAUGCCCAACACGGCCGAUACUACAUCAGCAAACCCCUUUGAGGAACGCCCUCGCCGCAUGAACGAGUAUACAGCACGGGAGAUCGCCACACUGCAAGCACGGCUGGAUAAGAAAUUAGGCCCCGAAUACAUCUCCUCUAGGCCAGGCGCUGCGGGACAGAGAGUCCAUUAUUUGGCUGCAGACAAAUGCAUUAACCUUGCCAACGAGGUCUUUGGCUUCAAUGGGUGGUCGAGUUCGAUACAACAAAUUCAGAUCGAUUUCGUUGACGAAAGCCCAAAUACAGGGAAGAUUAGUUUGGGUUUGUCAGUGGUAGUGAGGGUGACUCUGAAAGAUGGGACUUACCAUGAGGACAUCGGGUACGGUCACAUUGAGAAUUGUAAAGGGAAAGCUGCGGCUUUCGAAAAAGCAAAGAAAGAAGGAACCACAGAUGCCCUGAAACGUACAUUGAGGAAUUUCGGCAACGUACUGGGCAAUUGCAUUUAUGAUAAAGAUUACGUAUCGAAAGUGACGAAAGUGAAGACAGCACCUGCAAGAUGGGAUGUGGAUGACCUUCACAGACACCCUGAUUUUGCACCCAUCAAGAAAGAACCAGUUCCGCGGAAGCCGAUACAGGAGGAUGAUGAUCUCCCUCCUCGCCCGACUAAUGCUGGAAAGAGCAACAAUAGCUCAGCCGACACCGCCUUCGAUGCUGAUGGAGAGUUUGGAAGUGACCUAUUUGACGAAGCGGACUUUGGAGUCGCCGCUACUGGAAACCCAGAUGAAAUAGUAAUAGGCCCAGAUACGCAGGGAUUCCAGCAGCCACCAACGCCUAUGAACCGUCAAACUGGCCCAGCCCCGUACAGGGGCCCUCAACAACAUAUUCCCUUAGCCGGAGCAAGACCCAACUCCGCCAUUGUCACACCAUCCAAGCCAGAACGACCGCUCAACCAGGCAGCUGCCCCUAGACAGAUACUGCCCCUUGCUCUGAAUGGCAGACCAAACCCUACUUUACCCGCUCAAAACCCGCAACACAACCUUCCAAGCGAAAGGAUACAACCGGGCCAACCAAGACCUAACCAGGACACAGCCUUGCCCAGUGCAGGUGGUCAGGUGCCCAUUAAACGGGAACAAGUUCCUAAUCCCAACGAUCCCAGAUCCCAGGACAUGCUCCCACCCGGAAGCUCACCGAUGCCAUCCGCUUCAUUUUUCUCAGCCCGAGCAGUCGAUCUCCUACGGGACAAUCCACAAGCUAAUGCAGCCCCGGCAUUCGACCCCCACGCAGAAAGCCCAUCAAUCCGCAAGACAGCAGGUGUCGACCACACCAAGAGUGUCCCGAUUUCCAAACCCAUGCUUGCCGGCGUAUCCCCAGUCCCCAAUAACACCCGUGACUUCAUCAACCCUUCUCAAGAUAUGCAUCGGAAAAUCGGCGCCCCUGACGGAAUCGGCAGUCCCAUGAAUCGAGGCCAGACAACCUCAUCCUACCGCCCGUUAACGAGACCAAACAUCGACCCCAGGAAUGCUGCGAAUGCUGCAGCUGCAAACCGGAGCGUCGGGCCACAGAAUCUAAACGGUAAACGACCACCUCUGAGUGACGUGACUAAUGCAUCCACCUUGGGCGACAGCGGGCCUGCUCCCGUCGGUGGUGCGAUAGACCCUAAGAGGCCGAAAAUCAACGAGGGGCCUGUACCACAGCAACAGCAGCAGCAACAGCAAUAGGACCCUUAUCGGAUUCAGUAUAGUUAUACGGCAACAUGAAUAGAGUAUCCAUGGUUACGCGGAGAUCGUCCAGGCAUUGCAUCGUUAUAGGCCAUCUCAUCGGUAGUUCAAAGGCAUAGGCGUUCAGGAUUGGGAAACGGAUAAUGGAACUCUGGGUUCAAAUGUAAUGAGUGUUCUUGAUGGAUGUUAUUUUCGUUAUAUUCUGCGCACACUAGCUCGAGGCGUGUCUCCUUAGACAAGUAUGUGGCUGGGUUGCCUGCGAAAACCACACAGCUUAUACUAUACGUAGUCUGUCAAAAUAAAAAUGAAAAUAAAUGAACUAUGAGCAUGGACGCUGCCUGGAGUUUCCAUGGAGUCUUCAAA